AUGGAGACGGGGCGUGGCCUGCCGCGCGCCGGUUGUCACGGUAACCGCGUCCCGCGGUGGGCGGGCUUUCCCCGCCGUCCUCUCUCCCCAUUGGUCGCCGCCCGGGCCACCGGCGCCGCUCCCGCUCCCCAUUGGUCCCGGUGCGAGGAGGGGGGCGUGGCCUCGCCCCGCCAUGGCGGCCGCGCUGGAGGAGGCCGCGGGCACCGUGUGCUGGUGGGGGCUGUCCCCGGCCAUGGAUCUCCGCCAGCACCUGCCGCCGGAGUCGGACCCCAGGACCCCUCGGCGGAGGCGCCGGUGCUGCUGGUGGGGGCGGCCGAGGGGCGGCACGUGCUGCUGACGGCGGCCCGGGCCCGGCGGGACCCCCCCCGCGCCAUCACCCUGUUCGUGGCCGAGCAGCGCCCCGAGCCCGUGGCGCGGCAGCUCCUCUUCCUCCUGCUGGCGCUGGAAGCCCCGGAGCGCCCCAGACCGGCAGCCCGCGCCGCCGCCAUCCUGGAGCUCUUGGGCUCCGGGAGGCUCCGCGCCGGCACCGCCGCGAUGCUCCGCGGGGCCGCCGGGCGCCUCCGCCGCUGGGUCACCGGGGACCGGCACUGGCAGCGAGAGGGACCCGCCGACCUGGGGCUCAUGAAGUGCCGGGACCGGGACGCGCUCGAGGCGGUUCUGCGGCGCUGGGAGCGAGCGGGGCCGGUCCCGGCGUGCCGGGGGUCGCGGGCGGUACCGGAGCCGGUGCCGGGACCCCCAGGCUGGGACCGGCGGCUGCGGCGGCGACUCGGACCCCGCUACGACGCGAGGGCAGCGGUGGCGGAUUGGGAGCUGCGGAUGGGGCUGCACCCCCGGGGGGCCACCACGGUGUCACCGGCAGAGUUCGGGCUCUGGCGCGAGAGCGGCGACGCCUUCGGCGGGGGGGGGCUGGGGAGGGUCAGAGGUCACUGA
Molecule: messenger RNA, 930 nt
Organism: Myiozetetes cayanensis
Lineage: Eukaryota; Metazoa; Chordata; Aves; Passeriformes; Tyrannidae
Gene: DNAAF3
Product: dynein axonemal assembly factor 3
Exons: 8
Coding region: 1-930 (309 amino acids)
Biological process (GO): motile cilium assembly; axonemal dynein complex assembly
Source: RefSeq, a predicted model, not a curated record